UGCCAACUUCCCACCCCAUUCUCUUUCUCUCAUCAUCACUUCAUUCUCAUUCAACCCAUUCUCACCUCUUCAUUCACCACCAACCCCUUUGACUUCUUUUCGUCUUCCCUCUUCUACUUUUUUAUCAACCCUUUUCAACAACUCAUUCCCGCGGGUUUGAACAACUUUGUUCUUCCCACGUUUUAAAAUUUCCACCUUGUUCGAGUAAUCGACUUACCCCAAUCCAUCAUGCUUCGAUUCGCACCCUGGGCCGCGUUGGCCAUGGCGCCAUUGGCUCAGGCUCGUUUUGACUGGCUACACGCUCGGCAUCAAGCUGAGGAGUGCUGCCCUUGUCCGUCGCCUGGUGCGCCGGACGACACUGCUAAGACCGUGACAAUCAGUGAGCCUGCUGGAACAGCUCACACAGUCACGGUCACGGAACCCGCUGGGUAUCCAUCCAAGGAGACGAUCACGAUUGAGCACACCAUUACUCAGCCUGGAAAAACUGUCUACAUCACCCAAACUGAGCAAUAUACCGUGACCAAAAAGGUAACAAUUCCUGCGGAUCCUUUGCAGACCCACCACGAGGAGCAUUACAAGACGGUCACAAUUGGUAACGACAAGGAAAUGGUGCGUGAUCAUGUUGUCACAAUCACAGUCGGCGACGACGACGAACAAGUUAAGACGGUGACUCUUGAGAACGCCAAGGAGUCGAACAAGGUUCAUACGAUCACGAUCGGACACUCAAAUGAACGUGUUUACACCAAGACAAUCAAGGAUGGCGAUAAUUAUCACACGGUCACAAUCGGAAACUCGGACGACGGCAUUGUUACUAAGACAAUUCACGACGGCGGCAAAUACUACACUGUUCCAAUGGGAGGCUCAAGUGAUCGCGUUGUUACCAAGACGAUCCGCGAAGGCGACAAAUAUUACACGGUUCCAAUCGGCGGCUCAGGUGAUCAUGUUGUUACCAAGACAAUCCACGACGGCGACAAAUACUACACUGUCACAAUUGGGGACUCUGAUGACCACGUUGUUACCAAGACAAUCCACGACGGCGACAAAUAUUACACCGUCACGGUUGGAGACUCCGACGACCGCGUUGUCACUAAGACAAUCCGUGAAGGCGACAAGUAUUACACCGUCACAAUCGGAGACUCUAAUGACCGCGUUGUCACCAAGACAAUCCACGAGGACGGCAAGCCUUACACCGUCGUCGUCAAGCCUGAGCCGAGUGUUCAGACAAUCACGCUGGAAGGUGGCGAGAAGACAACCAAGACUGUCGAGGUGUACCGCACAGCUACGAUCACUGCACCCGCACAGACUCAGACUGUAACCAAGCAGGAAUACAAGACGAUUACGACUACGGUGACAGAUUCCUACGGCCAGCCCGAUGUUGAGAUUAUCAUUAUCAACAUUGAGACUGGCAAGUCGACCUGCAAGAAGAAGCUGAGCGGACUGCCUUGCCAUGGCAAGAACGACUACGAGCUCCCCGAGGUGUCCAUUUUGACGGUCACGGAGGAAUCGGGGGCCACGGAGACGGAUUGCUCUCCGAUUUCGGUCUCCACCAGCAUUUCCACUGUUUAUAACACAGUGGUUAUGACUGUGGGGCCGGACGGAGGUGCCGCCCCGGAGAGUACCGGGACGGCGACGAUGACCGAGGGGGUGGAGCACCCGGUGAGCAGCCGCAACAUCCGGGCUCGGCAGCCACGAGCCCCUCGGUCCAUUCGAUGGUGAUUUCGGAUGUGGGACGUGAAGGAGGAAAAGAUUGACACAUUGACACUACUUAUUGAGGAGGAGAGGAUGACAUAUACGGUAAUGGAGGAUUUGUCUACAGUGGAGGGCACUAAUGCGGGGGAACGGCCAAUAUUGGAAGAGCCAUUUGAUGUACAAGGCUUGUACGACAUAGUUGUUGGAAAAGCUGGGCAAUUAAUAGAUAAGGGGGCCGGUAGGGAUAGUAUUAAUGAGACGGGGGUUUCCUUUUAGUUAUUCAAUGAUUACAAAA
Messenger RNA from Ilyonectria robusta, 1984 nucleotides. RefSeq lists its product as uncharacterized. The record is from RefSeq and is a predicted model, not a curated record. The transcript has a single exon. Lineage: Eukaryota; Fungi; Ascomycota; Sordariomycetes; Hypocreales; Nectriaceae. Bases 229 to 1716 code for a protein of 495 amino acids.